This is a messenger RNA of Aspergillus glaucus CBS 516.65, 1312 nucleotides long. RefSeq lists its product as uncharacterized. Lineage: Eukaryota; Fungi; Ascomycota; Eurotiomycetes; Eurotiales; Aspergillaceae. Gene Ontology annotation, biological process: secondary metabolic process. The transcript is spliced from 2 exons. The record is from RefSeq and is a predicted model, not a curated record. The coding region runs from base 24 to 1049 and encodes 341 amino acids.
UUCCUGGUCAAAUAUUAUGCAUCAUGGUCACACUUCCACAAGUCCAUUUGUCCAACGACAUCAUCGCCGCAUCUCUAUUCAAUUUGGUUGCUGUCUUUGUCGGCGCAACUAGCGGCAUUGGUGAAGCUGCCCUGAAGGAAUUCGUCAGAAAAUCAAAGAACUCAAAAUGUUAUCUUGUUGGAAGAUCAGAGCAAGCUGCAACUCGCAUCAUUAAAGAGUGUAAAUCAUUCAACCCAGAUACUUGUGUCAUUUUCAUUCAAGAAGAUGUCAGUCUGGUUAGCGGGGCUGACAGGUUAUGUGAAAAAAUCAAGAGCUUGGAAGAUACCAUCAACAUCCUCUUCUUAUCAGCCGGGGCUGCUAUAUUUGACCGUAGCAAAACACCCGAAGGUCUACACGCCCUCACGGCACUAGCCUUCUAUACACGCCUGCGCAUUACCCAACUCCUCCUCCCCCUUCUCAAACGCUCUACAAGUCUCUCUCGGGUGAUAAACAUCGCCGGCGGAACCAAAGAAGGCACUCUCUACCCCUCCGACAUGCAAGCCCUGACUACCCCUCUGUAUGCAAUCCGCGGCCAUCUAACCACUCUGAUCACUCUCGGCCAUGAAGCGCUUGCCGCCAGAGCUCCAGGUGUGAGUUUCUUACAAGUCUUCCCUGGUGCAGUACAGACGGCUCUUUUUGACCGCAUGCCAGCUCCUGUGGGGCUGGUGAUGCGGUGCUUUAUUGCAUUGGCUGGGAGAUGGGUUCUGGUACCAGUUCAGGAGAGUGGGGAGAGGAAUGUUUUUCUCGCGACGAGUGCCGCGUUUCCUGGCCGAGAUGAUGGGGGUGAGAGGUAUGGGAUUGGGUUGGUGGAGGGUUUGAUUGUUGCUAAGGGUGUCGAUGGGAAACCUGGGAGCGGUGUAUAUUCGCUCGAUUAUGAUGGGGCAGAGGCUGGACAGGGUGUUAUAGAUUUGCUGGAAGGGUAUCGGAAAGAAGGGAUGGUUGAGAGGGUGUGGGAGCAUGCACAGGCUGAGUUUGAGAGGAUAACAGAGGAAGAUAGCCAUAGAAGAUAGUACUGCUGCGCAGGGGAAAAAAGCGAAAACAGCAAGGCACUUUGUCCGAUUCCUAUAGGUUCUCAAAACGCUAGUACCAGGUCCCGCAACGCUUCUUCUAAAAUCCAUGGUGGUUGGUAACUAUACAAUAAUAUUCGUUAUUCCUAUGGCAAUAAAAUACCUAAAUCUAUGGUCGACAGUCUGAGAACAAUCAAAUGCAACACAAGUGGAUAAGGAUAAAGGAUUUGGCAUCAGCCUAUAACUCAGACCAAUCCCGUUACAAU